AUGAAGAAGCGCCAUUGCAUUGAAAGAUCAGCUAGUGAGAAGAACAAACCACAACAUCAUUCCUACAUGUCUGUUCAGUUGCUAAACCCCAAAGCCGAAUCCUUACGGAGGGAUGCUGCGCUCAAAGUCAAUGUCACCUCAGCUGAAGGCUUACAAUCCGUGUUGGAAACGAACCUGGGGCCUAAAGGUACUCUAAAGAUGCUGGUCGAUGGCGCGGGGAACAUCAAGCUCACCAAGGACGGUAAGGUUCUGCUGACUGAAAUGCAGAUCCAAUCGCCCACGGCAGUAAUGAUUGCGCGCGCCGCGUCUGCACAGGAUGAGAUCACUGGCGAUGGGACUACCACGGUAGUGUGCUUGGUAGGGGAGCUGAUGCGCCAAGCGUAUAGAUUUAUUCAGGAGGGUGUACACCCCCGUACGAUCACUGACGGAUUUGAAAUUGCCAGAAAGGAAACUAUCGAAUUUCUCGAGCAGUUCAAGGUUACGAAGGACGGUGAGGAUGGGCUAGAUCGCGAGUUUUUGCUGCAAGUGGCCCGGUCUUCCCUUUCCACCAAGGUGAACGCCGAACUGGCAGAGGUGUUGACGCCAAUUGUUACCGAUGCAGUGCUUGCUGUGUCCGACAUCAACACAAACGCCCUAGAUCUGUACAUGGUAGAGAUCAUGCAGAUGCAGCACCUAACUCCAAAAGACACUGUGUUUGUACGGGGCCUGGUGCUUGACCACGGUGGCAGACACCCAGAUAUGCCUAACAGAGUUGAAAACGCACACGUGCUUAUCCUAAACGUUUCUCUAGAGUACGAGAAGACCGAAGUGAACUCGAGUUUCUUUUAUAGCUCUGCCGAACAGAGAGACAAGCUUGCAGCUAGUGAACGGAGAUUUGUCGAUGAGAAACUCAAAAAGAUCAUUGAGUUGAAAAACGAAGUUUGCGGGCUCAACUCCGAUAAGGGAUUCGUGAUCAUCAACCAGAAGGGGAUUGACCCUAUGUCGCUCGACGUGCUAGCGAAGCAUGGGAUCCUUGCCUUGAGAAGAGCAAAGAGACGUAACAUGGAGAGACUGCAGCUUGUGACUGGCGGUGAGGCCCAGAACUCGGUUGAUGAUCUUUCACCAUCCGUCCUUGGUUACUCGGGUCUAGUGUACCAGGAAACCAUCGGUGAGGAGAAGUUCACCUAUGUCACGGAAAACAAAGACCCCAAGUCCUGCACGAUUCUAAUUAAGGGCUCCUCCCACCACGCUCUAGCGCAAACGAAGGAUGCCGUGAGAGAUGGCUUGCGUGCCGUUGCAAAUGUCAUCAAGGACAAGGCCGUUGUCCCGGGCGCCGGCUCUUUCUACAUAGCAGCCGCGGACCACUUGAAGAAGGCAAACCAUGCCCAGCUCGGUGCCAAAGGUAAGACUAAGACUGGUCUGCAAGCCUUUGCCGAGGCUCUGCUUGUUAUUCCUAAGACUCUGGUCAAGAACUCCGGUUACGAUGCAUUGGACGUCUUAGCACUAUGUCAGGAUGAACUUGAGGAGGACAGCACGAGAAGUGUGGGUGUCGACUUAUCGUCUGGGGAUUCUUGCGAUCCAACUAUCGAGGGUAUUUGGGAUUCGUACCGCGUUAUAAGGAAUGCGGUUACCGGCGCCACUGGCAUUGCAAGCAAUUUGUUGCUUUGUGAUGAGUUGCUAAGAGCUGGCAGGUCCACCCUGAAGGAAGGCCCAGCGCAUUGA
Eremothecium gossypii ATCC 10895 is the source of this 1701-nucleotide messenger RNA. RefSeq names its product chaperonin-containing T-complex subunit CCT6 (gene CCT6). The record is from RefSeq and is marked provisional. Gene Ontology annotation, molecular function: ATP-dependent protein folding chaperone; ATP hydrolysis activity; ATP binding. The coding region runs from base 1 to 1701 and encodes 566 amino acids. NCBI's taxonomy places the organism in Eukaryota, Fungi, Ascomycota, Saccharomycetes, Saccharomycetales, Saccharomycetaceae. Gene Ontology annotation, biological process: protein folding. The transcript has a single exon. Gene Ontology annotation, cellular component: chaperonin-containing T-complex.